Messenger RNA from Dicrocoelium dendriticum, 408 nucleotides. Lineage: Eukaryota; Metazoa; Platyhelminthes; Trematoda; Plagiorchiida; Dicrocoeliidae. The record is from the annotation of a GenBank genome assembly.
AUGCACUGCGAUACGGAGAAUUUGCUGGAUCCGUCUCCUAUGGGAAACAAAUGCAACCGGAGAGGAAACAAUGUUCUGAGGCCUGUGCGUCGAACCAACACACACAGGUUUUGUGUGGCUUGCUUGGUUUUAACAGGACUUUUAACUUUCAUUCUACUUUUGUUCGGUGCAUCCGUUGUCCUUCGCUCCUACUAUGACAAUUCACGUCAGAAACUGCCCUCUCUUAAUCCAAAAUGCACGCAACAAAUUCAACCGGGGAGUGGUGCCGACUCUUCACUGAAAUGGGCGUGGAAUACAGUGCUUCGGGAUUGUGUCGAAUUCAAUUUUUCGGGUAGUGGAGGCAACGAGAAUCAGUUUGCCACCAAGGAGGAGUGCCAAAAGCUUUGCGAGACUCGGGUGUUCUCCUGA